AUGGAUGUCUCGCUCUGCCCAGCCAAGUGCAGCUUCUGGCGGAUGUUUCUGCUGGGCAGCGUCUGGCUGGACUACGUGGGCUCGGCGCUGGCCUGCCCGGCCAACUGCGUCUGCAGCCGGACGGAGAUCAAUUGCCGGCGGCCAGACGACGGGAGUCUCUUCCCGCUGCUGGAGGGGCAGGAUUCGGGCAGCAGCAACGGCAACACCAGCGCCAACAUCACCGACAUCUCCAGGAACAUCACCUCCAUAUACAUCGAGAACUGGCCCAGCUUGCACACGCUCAAUGCUGUGGACAUGGAACUCUACACUGGACUCCAGAAGCUGACCAUCCGGAAUUCAGGUCUGCGGAGCAUCCAACCUAGAGCCUUUGCCAAGAACCCCCACCUGCGCUACAUAAACCUGUCGAGUAACCGGCUCACCACUCUCUCAUGGCAGCUCUUCCAGACGCUGAGUCUCCGGGAACUGAGACUGGAGCAGAACUUCUUCAACUGCAGCUGUGACAUCCGCUGGAUGCAGCUAUGGCAGGAGCAGGGUGAGGCACGACUCAACAGCCAGGACCUAUACUGCGUUGGUGCUGAUGGCAUGAAGCUGCCGCUGUUCCGUAUGAACAUCAGCCAGUGUGACCUCCCUGAGAUCAGUGUGAGCCAUGUCAACCUGACCGUUCGUGAGGGGGACAAUGCCGUGGUCACCUGCAAUGGUUCUGGGUCCCCCCUGCCAGACGUGGACUGGAUUGUUACUGGUCUGCAGUCCAUCAACACCCACCAGACAAACCUGAACUGGACCAACGUGCAUGCCAUCAACUUGACCCUGGUGAACGUGACCAGCGAGGACAAUGGCUUCACGCUGACCUGUAUUGCUGAGAACGUGGUGGGCAUGAGCAACGCCAGUGUGGCCCUCUCUGUCUAUUACCCCCCUCGUGUGGUGAGCCUGGAGGAGCCGGAGCUGCGCCUGGAGCACUGCAUUGAGUUCGUAGUGCGUGGCAACCCCCCUCCUACGCUGCACUGGCUGCAUAAUGGGCAGCCGCUGCGGGAGUCCAAGAUCAUCCACGUGGACUACUACCAGGAGGGCGAGGUCUCCGAGGGCUGCCUGCUUUUCAACAAGCCCACCCACUACAACAAUGGCAACUAUACUCUCAUCGCAAAGAACCUGCUGGGCACUGCCAAUCAGACCAUCAAUGGCCACUUCCUUAAGGAGCCUUUCCCAGAGAGCACAGAUAUCUUUGACUUAGUUGCUGCUGAUGUGAGCCCCACACCUCCCAUCACUGUGACCCAUAAGCCAGAGGAGGAUACUUUCGGGGUGUCCAUCGCCGUGGGACUGGCUGCCUUCGCUUGUGUCCUGCUGGUGGUCCUGUUCGUCAUGAUCAACAAGUACGGGCGGAGGUCCAAGUUUGGAAUGAAAGGUCCUGUAGCUGUCAUCAGUGGUGAGGAGGACUCAGCCAGCCCCUUGCACCACAUCAACCAUGGCAUCACCACACCCUCGUCGUUGGACGCAGGGCCCGAUACAGUGGUCAUCGGCAUGGCCCGCAUCCCGGUCAUCGAGAACCCCCAGUACUUCCGCCAGGGACACAGCUGCCACAAGCCAGACACAUAUGUCCAGCACAUCAAGAGGAGGGACAUUGUGCUGAAGCGGGAACUGGGCGAGGGCGCCUUCGGCAAGGUUUUCCUGGCCGAGUGCUACAACCUCAGCCCCACCAAGGACAAGAUGCUGGUAGCAGUGAAGGCCCUGAAGGACCCCACACUGGCUGCCCGGAAGGACUUCCAGCGGGAGGCAGAGCUGCUCACCAACUUGCAGCACGAGCACAUCGUCAAGUUCUAUGGUGUCUGUGGCGAUGGUGACCCGCUCAUCAUGGUCUUCGAGUACAUGAAGCAUGGUGACCUGAACAAGUUUCUCAGGGCCCAUGGUCCGGACGCGAUGAUCCUCGUGGAUGGGCAGCCGCGCCAGGCCAAGGGUGAGCUAGGGCUCUCGCAGAUGCUGCACAUCGCCAGCCAGAUCGCCUCCGGCAUGGUGUACCUGGCCUCGCAGCACUUUGUGCACCGUGACCUGGCCACGAGGAACUGCCUGGUGGGGGCCAACCUGCUGGUGAAGAUUGGUGACUUUGGCAUGUCUCGGGACGUAUAUAGUACAGACUACUACAGGCUCUUUAAUCCAUCUGGGAAUGAUUUUUGUAUAUGGUGUGAGGUGGGAGGACAUACUAUGCUCCCCAUCCGCUGGAUGCCACGUGAGAGCAUCAUGUAUCGCAAGUUCACGACGGAGAGUGACGUCUGGAGCUUCGGGGUGAUCCUCUGGGAGAUCUUCACCUAUGGGAAGCAGCCCUGGUUCCAGCUCUCCAACAUGGAGGUCAUCGAGUGCAUCACGCAGGGCCGUGUGCUGGAGCGUCCGCGUGCCUGCCCUAAGGAGGUGUAUGAUGUGAUGCUGGGCUGCUGGCAGCAGGAGCCACAGCAGCGGCUGAGCAUCAAGGAAAUCCACAAAAUCCUGCUGGCGUUGGGCAAGGCCACCCCUGUCUACCUGGACAUCCUGGGCUAGCCGGCCUGCGACUGCCUCCACGGGCCCCCGCCCCUUCCCGAAGCCAACAUCUUCAUAUAAACUCAAGUGCCUGCUACACAUAAAACGCAGUAAAGGAACAAGAUGAA
Ochotona curzoniae (black-lipped pika) is the source of this 2630-nucleotide messenger RNA. It is a transcript of the gene NTRK3, whose product is annotated as neurotrophic receptor tyrosine kinase 3. The record is from RefSeq and is a predicted model, not a curated record. Gene Ontology annotation, biological process: cell surface receptor protein tyrosine kinase signaling pathway; positive regulation of kinase activity; cellular response to nerve growth factor stimulus. The coding region runs from base 1 to 2523 and encodes 840 amino acids. Gene Ontology annotation, molecular function: neurotrophin binding; ATP binding; neurotrophin receptor activity. The transcript has 18 exons. Lineage: Eukaryota; Metazoa; Chordata; Mammalia; Lagomorpha; Ochotonidae. Gene Ontology annotation, cellular component: axon; plasma membrane; signaling receptor complex.